Aspergillus costaricaensis CBS 115574 is the source of this 1479-nucleotide messenger RNA. RefSeq names its product porin. The record is from RefSeq and is a predicted model, not a curated record. The transcript is spliced from 5 exons. The coding region runs from base 109 to 1161 and encodes 350 amino acids. Gene Ontology annotation, biological process: monoatomic anion transmembrane transport. Gene Ontology annotation, cellular component: mitochondrial outer membrane. Gene Ontology annotation, molecular function: voltage-gated monoatomic anion channel activity. NCBI's taxonomy places the organism in Eukaryota, Fungi, Ascomycota, Eurotiomycetes, Eurotiales, Aspergillaceae.
CGUUUCCCUUUCCCUUUCCUUCUCCCCUCAUCAUCUUCAGCCUUUCCACUCUACCCUCUCUUAUCUCCUUCUGACGUUUUCGUCAUCUCCUAUACCACCUCAUUCACAAUGUCUGCUCCUGCUGCUUUCUCCGACAUCGCCAAGGCGGCCAACGAUCUCCUGAACAAGGACUUCUACCACAACAGCGCCGCCAACCUCGAGGUUAAGUCCAAGGCUCCCAAUGGCGUCACCUUCAACGUGAAGGGCAAGUCUGCCCACGAGGGUCCCAUUGCUGGCUCCCUCGAGGCCAAGUACGUUGACCAGCCCACUGGUAAAGGCCCCCGGAAACGCAAAAAACAAUGCGAACAUCCCUUGCGCACACCACCCGUCCCUUCGUCCCCAGCAGUGCUUGAGGAUAGGUUCACGUUCAUGUUUGCGUGCAGCCAUGCCCCAUCCCAGCGCUUCUUCCUUCACUUCAUGUCCAGGAUUGUGGAACAUGCAGGAAUGCUAAUUAUCCGUCCCCACCCAGGCCUUACCCUCACCCAGGCUUGGACCACUGCCAACGCCCUCGACACCAAGCUCGAGCUCGACAACAACAUCGCCAAGGGUCUCAAGGCUGAGAUCCUGACCCAGUACCUCCCUGCCAAGCAGUCCAAGGGUGCUAAGCUCAACCUCUACUUCAAGCAGCCCAACCUGCACGCCCGUGCCUUCUUCGACCUCCUCAACGGCCCCUCCGCCAACUUCGACGCUGUUCUCGGCCACGAGGGCUUCCUCGUCGGUGCUGAGGGUGGCUACGACGUCCAGAAGGCCGCCAUCACCAAGUACUCCGCUGCCGUUGGCUACAGCGUUCCCCAGUACUCCGCUGCCAUCACCGCUGGCAACAACCUGACCGUCUUCUCCGCCAGCUACUACCACCGCGUCAACGCUCAGGUUGAGGCUGGUGCUAAGGCUACCUGGGACUCCAAGACCGGCAACUCCGUCGGCCUUGAGGUUGCCAGCAAGUACCGCCUUGACCCCUCUUCCUUCGCCAAGGCCAAGAUCAACGACCGUGGUGUUGCCGCUCUGGCCUACAACGUUCUCCUCCGCCCUGGUGUUACCCUCGGCCUUGGUGCUUCCUUCGAUACCCAGAACCUGAACCAGGCUGCCCACAAGGUUGGCGCCAGCUUCACCUUCGAGGCUUAGAUGAAUUUUCCUUGUUUUCAGCACCCGCCCAUGCCUAGUCCUUUGUGCUCUGAUACUGCCUGAUAGAGUAGAUUUUGGAAGUCAUUGAGAAUAUCGAUUGAUUCCUGGUUGUCUCUCGUCCGGCUGUUGGUAUACGCGGGAUAGGAGUUGGGAGUGGGCGCGGGGUUGUUAUAUGGAUGUUUAGAUAAUAAUCAUGUAUCACACCCUUUCAACGAUAGUGUAUAUCAAUCAAGCCUAUAUUUCCUUGUUUCAAGCCAAGCCCGUCUAUAGUAUAUACACAUGGGGACUCUCCACAGAGUCGCGGGUAUAGAACCAGCU